Messenger RNA from Lindgomyces ingoldianus, 3326 nucleotides. Its product is annotated as DUF1740-domain-containing protein. Bases 111 to 3200 code for a protein of 1029 amino acids. The record is from RefSeq and is a predicted model, not a curated record. Gene Ontology annotation, biological process: regulatory ncRNA-mediated post-transcriptional gene silencing; negative regulation of RNA catabolic process. The transcript has a single exon. Gene Ontology annotation, cellular component: catalytic step 2 spliceosome. Gene Ontology annotation, molecular function: protein binding. Lineage: Eukaryota; Fungi; Ascomycota; Dothideomycetes; Pleosporales; Lindgomycetaceae.
CCAAGCCAUGAGCCGUAAAACCAUAUUCUGGAGCCUGCGUUGUACGUGCAACUCACCCCACAGAGCUCUUAGUAUCGCAAGGGGUGCUUGCCAGCUUGUCACGUCGAGCCAUGAAUGCCAACGUGCCUAAGUUUGCCUCCUUCCGGCCAAAGCCAAAGGCGCCAGCAGCCCCUCCUGGAGCGCCGGCUCGACACGAGAAACAGGAGCGGCCAGAAAAGCCUCCAAACGACAAGAAAUCCAAGUCUGCGAUUCCAAAAAGAAGACGUUCACGAACUCCGGAGAGGGACCAUGGUGACUUGUACUUUACCGACAGAAAGGGAGACCCGGCCAACCUGAAAUACGGGAGUCUGGACCGGCGUCAAGUUCCAUCCUAUCGACGUUUUGGAAGUGGCUUCAUUCUGGGCGUCACGGGUGACAGGAGGAUUGACCGGAGCCUAACUACUGAAAAGGAGAUCGUCUUGACGCCCCCGGUAUCGAAUCGUAAGCCAGGGAGGCUUUUAACGUCGAAACAAGCCUUCAAGGGUAGCGUGCAAUCUACGCAUUUCAUAAAACCAGACGCGAACGUGGAGCCGAACCAUGACUUAGACUACAUCAUCCUCCCUAAUACAAGGCGGGGGAGAUGUAGCUCAGAUACGGUCCUCUAUCCCUUAGGGGUUGAAGCCAAUUAUCGCUCAAUCUCAAGAAAAAGCGAUGUAGAGGAUUCAUCUGAUCCAGACACCAGAUAUGACUCGGACCCUGGAACCGAUGUCGUAAAUCCAGAGGUCACCGAGAGGAAUACUGUUCUGACAAAGAAGACGCGCGAACAUCCUGAAAGUCUCCAGCCCUGGUUGGACCUCGCCGACCACCAGGAGGCAAUGAUGAGAAUGGGUCGGGCAGAUUUUUCUGCCCAUCUCAGCGGCUCGGAUAAACGGCAUCUCGCAGAUAUCAAGAUCUCUAUAUAUGAGGAAGCCCUCAAAAAGAUUGGCACCAAUCGCGAAAAUCGGGUCCAGCUUCAGAUCUUACUCAUGACUGAAGCAUCGAAGCACUGGGACAGGGGGAAACUGGUCAGGAAAUGGGAGGAGAUCUUUGCCAAUCACGCCGACAGCUUGGAACUCUGGAUAAAGUACCUCGAUUUCGUGCAGACAAGUUUUGUUAGUUUCAAGUAUGAAAGCUGCCGGAUCACCUUUAGCAGGUGCUUGAAGGCCCUCCGUUCGGGGACAAAUCCUAUAUCGCCAGCGGCUUCUCUCCACCUCAUUAUCCGCAUGACGUCAAUGAUUAGGCAAUCUGGAUAUCAAGAAUUAGCCAUGGCCAUAUGGCAAAGUAUACUCGAGUUUCAUCUCAUGCGACCUGGCGAUAAGAAGAAUGAGGAGUCUCUUCGCCAAUUCGAAGAAUUCUGGGAGAGUGAAGUUCCUCGCAUCGGCGAAGUGAGCGCAAAAGGCUGGCGAUACUCGGAUCUGGAUGGCUCUGUACAACUUCCUCCUCAGAGUCCCUUGGCUUAUCCGGAGAAGUCGGCUUUAGACUUGAGGGUAUUCCAUAUGCAGGAGUUAGAAUGUAUGGACAAGCUACGGUAUGCUGGUCGUACGACUGACGACAUUGGAGAAGAUGAUCCCUUUCACACAAUUCUGUUCUCAGAUCUGGAUGAAUACCUAUUGUGCAUACCACAGGAUACUCCCGAUGUUCUUCUAGUUGGGGCUUUUCUCUGCUUCUGCCACCUGCCUCCACUUGCUCGAACCCCAUCGGAUUCCCAGAUAUGGCGCCUUGAUCCAUUUCUCCACGUCGAGCUGCUCGGCUCCCGUGAGACUCAGUGCGAACAAUCAAGCUCAUUUUCGCAAGCUCUGAGCCUGUUCAGAGACUCACCUGCUAUAAAUUUCCAGAUGACGACAGAGCUCCUCAUUGACCAAGGUUUUACCACUGUCCAUGAGUCUUUUGACGCGGUAUUCGUUCAGCGGGUGCUCAAACUUCUUGCAACAGAUGUCACACGCGAUGAGAUUCUUGGAGAAUAUCUCCUUGCAUUUGAGUUCAAGUAUUUUCCCUCCGCGGUCUUCAAUACUGCAAAGCAACUCCUCAAAGCGCGACCAACAAACUUCCGUUUGUACAAUGCAUAUGGUCUAGUUGAGUCCCGUGGUGGGAGCGGCAAAAGAGCAGACAAUGUUUUCCGCACUGCACUCUCCAUGAACAAGAGUCAGAUUCCUUUUGCUGCGCCUGGGAGUCUGCAGCUCUUUGAUAGUUGGGUUUGGGAAGCUUUACGUCACGGAGACGAAAAGGAGUCAUUCUGGCGACUUGUGUCUCCAAAGGGACAAACGACUCAAGUGACGCAAGGGAAUGGCAAGGGACCCGACCAAUCUACUAUCCUGCGCGCUCAAACUGUUUUUCGCGACGGAAAAGAUCGUUCUCUUAUCAGUCGGGACUACUCAUCCGCUAUUCUCUUUACCUCACUUCUGGCCCUCUUGGCAUACCUGUCUAGCAAAACAAAUCCUAUCCCCGCUCUUGCAGUCCAUGCCAGUCUAUCUAACUGGUUCGAGGAACGAAAGCUCGGUGGUAGCCCUAUGGCAGAGCUACACGCUCAAGCGAUAGCCAAGCUCGUGACAUACUAUGCAUCAAACGCAGCAAUAGUCAAGCCAUCAUUCCUCCGCGGCGUCCUAGAACCUCUCAUAACUCGAUUUCCUAGCAACACAAUUCUUUUAUCCCUUUAUGCCGCGAACGAAGCCAGAUUUCCGAUCCACGAUCGCGUCAGGACCAUCAUGUAUCGAGAAAGCUCUGGAAGAGGCAACGAGAGCACCAUCGCUGCAUGGUUCUUCGCGAUACACUUCGAAAUGCGAAGAAGUGAGAUCACAGGCUCCACCGGCCAUUCGAUCCGCGCGAUAUUCAAAAGGGCUGAGGAGGGUGUUGGUGCCUACUGCCCUGGUCUCUGGUGCAGUCACGUCCUGUUCGAACUUGAGGAAGCAAGGAGAGAGAAGGCGAAGAGAGGGUUCAAGAAGCUGAGAAUGGAUGGGAAAAAGAGCAAGCAAGACAUUCAUGUGGAAGAGUGCAAUCGGAGGGUGAAGGAGACUUUCUUCCAAGGCUUGACGCAUUUGCCUUGGUGUAAGGAUUAUAUGAUGCUUGGGUUUACGCAUCUGAUGAAAGACGAUAUUCUCGCUGAUGAUGAAUUAAGGAAGAUUUACAACAUUUUGCUAGAGAAGGAGUUGAGGAUUUACGUCGACGUAGAAGAGAGCGAGGCUUAGUUUGCAGGCCGGUUACAUGUGCAUUCCCCUUCGAGAUCAUCGAAUGACACCCGGAGCGCUUGUCUGCCUACGCGAAACUAGUCGCCAAACAACGUGCAGGAUUACAUUACUACAUACCAUGCGUGC